This is a messenger RNA of Trichoderma atroviride IMI 206040, 1389 nucleotides long. RefSeq lists its product as uncharacterized. Lineage: Eukaryota; Fungi; Ascomycota; Sordariomycetes; Hypocreales; Hypocreaceae. The record is from RefSeq and is a predicted model, not a curated record. Gene Ontology annotation, biological process: carbohydrate metabolic process. Gene Ontology annotation, molecular function: chitin binding; hydrolase activity, acting on carbon-nitrogen (but not peptide) bonds.
AUGAAGCUCAAUGUUGCUACUACGGCGGUGAUCGCCUUUACAUUCUCCGAGGCCAUCUAUGCGGCUCCUGAGAAAAUCAACAGUCGCUUCGAGUAUGUCCUAGAGCCCCGUGAUAAGAAAUGCGGCCCAGACGUUGGCAGCUGUGGUGAAGGCGAGUGUUGUUCGGAGGCUGGCUUUUGUGGUACUUCUGCAGAAUACUGUGCUGGAUCACAAUGCCAGCUCGAUUAUAGCUACUCCUGCGAUACACAAACCAGCCCUCCAGGAGAAAGCACCGAAGGCAUCUCCCGAGGGCACAUUGGCGAUGUUCCAUAUGCCUCUACGAUUACUCAAUGCAUCGAGUCCGGCCAUGUUGCCUUGACAUUUGAUGACGGGCCCUACGUGUAUACAAGCCAACUCCUUGACAUCCUUGACAAAAACGAUGUUAAAGCGACGUUUUUCAUCGCGGGAAAUAACAGGGGCAAGGGUCGUAUAGACGACGAAUCAACAGGCUGGCCGUCCAUUGUUCGGCGCAUGCAUGAUUCUGGGCACCAGCUCGCAAGUCACACUUGGACACACCGCAAUCUCAACGAGGCUUCUGACCAUGUUCGAGAAACGGAAAUGAUCUACAACGAGAUGGCAUUCCGCAAUCUCCUUGGUUUCAUACCGACUUAUAUGCGUCCGCCGUUCCUGGAGUGCAGUGUGAAAUCUGGAUGCAUGGACACAAUGGACAAGCUGGGCUACCACGUUAUCAGCACAAACCUUGACACCAAGGACUAUGAGAACGACGAGACUUCGUUGAUUCAUGUCUCCGAGGACCGCUUCUCCUCCAUGCAGGACUCUGAUGAAACUAACCAUGAUUACAUCGUUCUCGCACACGAUGUCCACUAUCAGACAGUCGUGACUCUCACCGAAUACAUGAUCGAAGUGAGUAGGAGCCGAGGAUACAAGCUUGUGACUGUUGGAGAAUGCCUUGGCGAUCCAUAUGAGAACUGGUACCGCAAUGCGCGGACUACUAAACGUGAUGUUGAUGUGGCUGUUGGGCCGGGAGACAACACCAAAAACAAAACAGAGCCCGUCAUCUUAGGAGAUCACAGGUGUGGUAGCAAAUUUGGUGCAACUUGCAAGGGCUCCAGGCAUGGCAGAUGCUGUUCAUAUUAUGGAUAUUGCGGCAAUAGCAUGGCGCACUGCGGAACUGGUUGCGACUCGGAAUAUGGAGUUUGCGCCACCUAUGGGCAAGGCACAGCAGUUCUUCCCAUCUACAACACGACGAAUGGCCUUUGCGGGGACCGUUUCUCAGCUACAUGCAAGAACUACAAGAACAAAAACUGCUGCUCCAAGCACGGCUUCUGCGGCAAUUCCAGCGCUCACUGCGAAGAUGGAUGCCAGACGAAAUAUGGAAGAUGCUGGUAA